Clonostachys solani is the source of this 1614-nucleotide messenger RNA. Lineage: Eukaryota; Fungi; Ascomycota; Sordariomycetes; Hypocreales; Bionectriaceae. The record is from the annotation of a GenBank genome assembly.
AUGGAGAUUUCUUUUAUCUCCGUCUGGAGUCUCCUAACUCUUGUCUAUUCUUUUGCCUUGCAUGCCCAGGCGCUUCCAAGUCAAAAUACUUUCGAAGUAUGUGACACGCUCUACACCUCGUAUCAACGCAACUUGGUUUGGGAUCCACUGGGACCAAACGCAACCAAGACGGUCCUCAACUCGACUCUCUACUAUGACACCAAUGUCAACUAUUGGAAUCUUAGGAGCAAGCGCAACCGUGCUGCCUGUAUAUUCUACCCCUCGAGUGCGGAAGAGGUAUCCUUCGCGAUUCAGACUCUCAACAAGUAUCCCGACGUCCAAUUUGCGCUGAAGUGUUCCGGACACAACCCCAACCUUGGGUUUUCAAGUGUAAAUGAGGGCGUGCUUUUAGCUUUUGACCCAAACUUUAAGUACUCUAUCCCUUCGGAUGAUGGCACACUGGUUAGAGUAGGUGCUGGUGCAAAAUGGGAGGAUGUUUAUGCUUCGCUUGACCCUCUAGGGAGAGCUGCAGUAGGGGGCAGACUUGGCAAUGUCGGUGUUACGGGCUUCACUCUUGGCGGUGGUCUUUCGCACCUCUCGCCUCAAUAUGGCCUGGCAUGCGACAACGUGGUCAACAUCAACUGUGUUCUAGCCAAUGGCACCAUCACCAAUGCAAAUGCCACAUCAAAUCCUGACCUCUUCUUUGCACUGAAAGGAGGGGGCAAUCAAUUUGCUGUCAUUACUGAAUUCACAUUCAAAACAUAUGAAGUCGGAGAUGGGGGCCAAAUUUGGGGUGGCAUCCGUACGUACUCAGCUGAUAAACAUGCCGCUAUUCUUGCAGCCAUCUCAAACUUCACGGCGAACAACGAUGAUGGAAAGGCUGCUCUUAUUCCGACCUUCAAUUUCUUCGGUAUACUCGGAGUUAAUAUCCCUGCCAUCAUCGUCUUCUACUUCUAUGACGGACCCCAGAUGCCUCAAGGUAUCUUUGACGAACUCGACGCUAUCCCAAGUCUAUAUGACGGGACAAGGAAGAGAACGAUCGCAAAUCUUGUGCAAGAUCUUUUUGCCGGCGAUCUCGAAGGCCUUGGAUUCCAAAUCGCUUUCGGGUCGUUUCCUAACAUGCCCUUAUCCGACAUGUCAUCCUUCCUGCAGGACCACUUCGACCAAGCAAACGGGCUGGCCUCCAAGGCUGCGCUUGAAGAUGUCCUCGAUUUCAGACUUUUGACAUUUACAUUGCAACCAUUCUCACGGCUGAUAUCCCAGGCAUCGAUUGAUGCAGGCGGUAAUGCUUUGGGAGUAACUCCCGAAGCUGGCGACAAGAUAUGGGUCGAAUAUAACGUUGCCUGGGCCAGCCCGGCCUGCGAUGAGGAUUGCCCAGCCUUUGCCAAAACAGCUGCCGACACCUUCCAGGAGCUACACAAGACGAAGUACUCUGGAAUAUACCCGACAAACUAUAAAUCAGGCGAUCUGGAGUAUCUCAGUUACAAUCCCCUGUUUAUGAAUGAUGCUAUCUCCGGUCAAGAUGUACUCAAAAGCUACGGGGAUGCCAACUACAACCGGCUGAAAAGCACGCACCUUGCCUAUGACCCAGAAGGCCUCUUCAGCAGCAGGCAGAAAGGUUUCACUUUUGCCUAG